Molecule: messenger RNA, 3402 nt
Organism: Bombina bombina (fire-bellied toad)
Lineage: Eukaryota; Metazoa; Chordata; Amphibia; Anura; Bombinatoridae
Gene: PM20D1
Product: peptidase M20 domain containing 1
Exons: 13
Coding region: 43-1599 (518 amino acids)
Biological process (GO): amino acid metabolic process
Molecular function (GO): hydrolase activity, acting on carbon-nitrogen (but not peptide) bonds, in linear amides
Source: RefSeq, a predicted model, not a curated record
UCGUGUUUCUCUGAGCUGGCAUGCUAGCUAACGGAUAAGUUGAUGACAGAUACAGAGAUGAGCCGUGUUCGCUGGAUUAGUGUUGCAGGCUCUGUUAUUGGAGUGCUACUAGGUGUAUUAGCAUUACUUGUGAUCGGGCUGCUAAUCAGGACAUACACCCUGCCUGAGAGAGAAAAGCCAUGGCGUGCAGAGGGAGCACGAAGCGCUGUGCUAGGAGAAAAAGAGAGAAGACAACUAAUAGAAGCACUGAAAGGGGCUGUUCGCAUUCCCACAGUUUCUUUCUCUGAAGAAGAGCAAAAUACUACUGCCUUGGGAGAAUUUGGAGAAUACAUACGUAAAGUUUUCCCUCUAGUGUUCUCUUCACGUUUCAUACAGCAUGAGCUUAUUGCUGGGUACAGCCACCUCUUCACUGUGCAAGGUUCAAACACCAACCUCUUGCCAUACAUGCUCCUUGCCCAUUUGGAUGUUGUCCCAGCUACACCUGAGGGAUGGGAGGUCCCACCCUUCUCUGGCGAGGAACGUGAUGGAUUUAUCUAUGGGAGGGGAACUCUGGAUGACAAAAACUGUGUCAUUGGAAUUCUUGAAGCCUUGGAAUUUCUCCUGAAGAAAAACUACCAACCUCAUCGGUCAUUCUACAUAGGAAUAGGACAUGAUGAAGAGGUCUCUGGACAUAAAGGAGCCAUGAAAAUUGUGCAAACACUGCAAUCUCGGGACGUUAAAUUGGCUUUUGUAUUAGAUGAGGGCUUAGCAGUCCUUGAUGGGGUUAUUAAAGGCAUAAGCAGACCCGUUGCUCUGAUUGGUACAACAGAGAAAGGAUCGAUCACUCUGGACCUGUCAGUGAACCGACCACCUGGCCAUUCCUCUAUGCCUCCUCCUGAGAGCAGCAUUGGGAUUCUUGCUGCAGCUGUGUCCAGGCUUGAACAGAAUCCUAUGCCCAAUAUGUUUGGGGAUGGCCCAGAAGGUGCUAUGUUUGAGCAACUUGCAGGAGAAUUUGUUUUCCCUCUCAAUAUCAUGAUGGCAAACUUGUGGCUUUUCUCCCCGCUCAUCAGCAGAAUUCUGGAACGGACUCCCUCUAGCAACGCAAUGGUGCGUACAACUACUGCCCUCACCAUCUUUAAUGCAGGAAUUAAGUCCAAUGUAAUCCCACCCAAUGCCAAAGCAACUGUCAAUUUCCGACUCCACCCUGAACAAACUGUUGAGGAGGCACUAAAUAUUGUGAGGAACACCAUUAGGGAUGACAGAGUGGAGCUCUCUGUUCUCAACUCAUUCGAUCCCCUGCCUGUUAGCCCCUAUGAUGAAGAGAAUUUUGGAUACCAGAUCCUGCAAGGCACCAUUCAUGAUGUUUUCUCAGGGGCACCAACAGCGCCAGGUGUGUGCGUUGGAAAUACAGAUAGCCGCCAUUUUGUAAACCUGACAGAGAGCAUCUAUCGAUUCAGCCCAGUGGUAAUGAAACAGGAGGAUGUGAACAGGAUUCAUGGCCUGAAUGAGAGGAUUUCUACAGAAGGAUUUGAACGCCUUGUACAAUUUUACUAUCAGCUGAUUCAAAAUUCUGACUUAGACAAGCUACCCAGGCCUCACCUGUCAACUCAUGAGCUCUAAGUUGUAGAAGAAGAAUGUUCUGGUUUAUAUGAUUGUCUCUCUUAUUUAUUGAAAUAGAAACAUAAUCAGAAGUGUUUAAAAGACCCACUACCAAAGACUUGCAAAUAAUUAAUAUAAUUUUAAUGAGCUAAUGGGGCCUCCUGUAACAUAUGCUUUAAAGGGACAGUCUACACCUUAGUCAUCUUAAAGUCUCACCUUAGAUUAAGCUGCAAAUAGGCUCCUGCCCCUUUCUAUAUCAUGCAGCAGGAACAAUAAAAAAGUUAUUUUAAAAAAUGAAUAUUGUUUCUGGCCACUUUUGAAAUGGCUGCCGAGCUCCGCCCACUGAUAACAUCACGAUCUGGGCUAUCAAAUAUUAAGUAACUUUGCCAACUUUAUUUCCUUCUUAAUAUAAGGAGAAUCCACGGCUUCAAUCCUUACUGUUGGGAAAUACUGAACUUGGCCGCCAGGAGAAGGCAAAGACACCCCAGCCAAAAGCUUAAAUACCUCUCCCCGAUCAUUCUUUGCCUUUUGUCACAGGAGGAUGGCAGAGAAGAUUUUGGAUCCUUUUGGUUAAGGAGUGUUAUCCGCUUAGCUUAUGAGACAGCGGGACAUAAACAUCCUCAGAGAAUUACGGCUAAUUCUACUAGAGCAGUGGCUUCAUCUUGGGCCUUUAAGAAUGAGGCCUCUAUGGAUCAGAUUUGUAAGGCGGCUGCCUGGUCCUCCUUACACACUUUUUCUAAAUUUUACAAAUUUUAUGUUUUUGCUUCUGCUGAAGCAGCCUUCGGGAAAGGUUUUUCAGGCUGUGGUGCCUUCAGAUUAGGGUCCGCCUCUCUCUUUUUGUCCCUCCCGUUUUCGUUCAGUGUCCUCUAGAGCUUGGGUAUAAGUUUCCCAACAGUAAGGAAUGAAGCCGUGAACUCUCCUUAUAUUAAGAAGGAAAACAUAAAUUAUGCUUACCAGAUAAUUUAAUUUCCUUCUGUAUAAGGAGAGUCCAUGGCCCCCACCGUAUUCUCCGAUGGGCAGCCCACUAAAUUUUGUUUUUCUUCUGGCACCAUUUAUACCCUUAUAUUUCUCCUACUGUUCCUGGUUCCCUCGACAGAAUGACUGGGGGAAGUGGGAGAGGUAUUUAAGCCUUUGGCUGGGGUGUCUUUGCCUCCUCCUGGUGGCCAGGUUCAGUAUUUCCCAACAGUAAGGAAUGAAGCCGUGGACUCUCCUUAUACAGAAGGAAAUGAAAUUAUCUGGUAAUCAUAAUUUAUGUUUUUGUUAAAGGGGCAUGAAACCCAAAUAUUUUUUUCAUGAUUCAGAUAGAGAAUAUAAUUUUAAACACUUUUCUAAUUUACUUCUAUUAUCUAAAUUGUUUCCUUCUCUUGGCAUCAAGGAGCAGCAAUGCACUACUGGUUUCUAACUGACCACAUGGGUGAGCCAAUGACAAUCGGUAUAUCUAUGCAGUCACCAAUCAGCAGCUAGAACCUAGGUUCUUACUGCUCCUGGGCUUAACUAGAUAAACAUUUCAGCAAAGGAUGACAAGAGAAGGAAGCAAAUAAAAAAAAAUAGAAGUAAAUUGUAAAGUUGUUUAAAAUUGUAUGUUAUGUCUGAAUCAUGAAAUACAUUUUUGGGGUUUCAUGUCCCUUUAAGUUUAGGUUUUUAAAAUUAAUUUAUUAUGGAAUCAUAAAAAAUGGUUUUAUAUUGAUAGAAAUUAUUAGUGCUUCAUACAUAAUGGUUUUGACAAAUCUAAACAACUUCUUUUGCAAUGUAAUUUUAACUUAUCUGAUUUUUUUAAUAAAACUUGUUUGGAAAAAUAAAUGAAUAAAUAAGUAAAACAACCAA